AUGGCUCAUCCAGGAUUUGUGGGGAAAUGCGUUCUCGCGCCUAUGGUUAGGACGGGAGAGCUGCCAACUCGACUGCUGUCUUUAAAGUAUGGCGCCGAUGCUGUAUGGGGCCCGGAGACUGUUGAUAAGGGCAUUAUCGGCUGCACGAGAGUCGCCAACCCUCACUUCGGCACGAUCGAUUUCGUCAAGCGCACCAACAACGGUACCGGAGAGGACCGAGUGGUAUUCCGAACGCACGCAGAACUGGAAAAGGACAAGUUGAUAUUCCAAAUCGGCACGGCGGAUCCACAGCUGGCAGUGGAGGGUGCUAAAAUCGUGGUGAAUGAUGUGGCGGGAAUCGAUGUGAACGCUGGCUGCCCGAAGCAUUUCAGUGUUCACUCUGGGAUGGGUGCGGCUCUUCUCAAGAACCCGGACAAGCUUGUGGCCAUCCUCACUUCGUUGGUCAAAGAGGUUGGAAAACCGAACAACGUGCCGGUAUCGGUCAAAAUCCGGAUCCUCGAUACUCAGGAGGAGACGCUCACUCUAGUACGCCGGCUAUGCGCCACCGGCAUCGUCAGAGUUACAGUCCACUGUCGGACCACGCCCAUGCGGCCUCGAGAGGCAGCGAUCAGAGACCAGUUAAGGGAAAUCGUCAAAACCUGUCACGAGGCGGGUGUUCAGUGCUACGCCAAUGGAGAUGUGAAGUCACGUUCGCACGCCGAAGAGCUCAUCGAAGAAUUUGGUGUUGAUGGAUGCAUGAUUGCCACUGCGGCGGAGGCCAAUCCUUCCUGCUUCCGCAGCGAGGGUGUAUUGCCGUGGCAGGAGGUUGCAGAGGAGUUUCUGAAGACUUGUGUGAGUAUCGGAAAUUGGACUUCGAACACGAAGUUUUGUCUCUCGCACCUUGUUCCCGGGAAGAACAAGAUGUACAGCGAGGUCACGCAAUGCAGGACCAUGGAAGCCAUGUGCAAGCUCUUCGGGGUGGCAUAUAGUCCUCCCCCAAGUAGCACAGAAUCAGGAGAGACGUCCGCUCGAAUCGUCUCGAAGUCGACUGAGAAGGCGCAGCAGACAUCAGAAACGGCCAAGGCAGCUGGGGGCUCUGGCUCGAAUAGGGGUCGGACAGGGAAGAAGAAACUCAGCGAGCGGGGUGUCACUGCGAAGCAUACUCCAUCGCCGUCGGAGCCGCCGCCACAGUUGGUUGAUAUUUAG
Tricharina praecox is the source of this 1185-nucleotide messenger RNA. RefSeq lists its product as uncharacterized. NCBI's taxonomy places the organism in Eukaryota, Fungi, Ascomycota, Pezizomycetes, Pezizales, Pyronemataceae. Gene Ontology annotation, molecular function: tRNA dihydrouridine synthase activity; flavin adenine dinucleotide binding. Gene Ontology annotation, cellular component: cytoplasm. Gene Ontology annotation, biological process: tRNA dihydrouridine synthesis. The coding region runs from base 1 to 1185 and encodes 394 amino acids. The record is from RefSeq and is a predicted model, not a curated record. The transcript is spliced from 3 exons.